AUGAAGAGGUUACGGGUGUCACAAUGGAGCGGCCACAUGCGCCUCGUUGCUCGUCAAGGAGUUGCCGCCGCACCUAGACGGCAAGCCCUUUGUAUAUCCGCACGCUGCCAAUCGACGACAGCAACUACCGGUAUACCCAACCUCACAGACGACAUCCCCCUCGAGGGCACCCUCUCCCGCCACGAUCCUCUUCCCUCGCCGCCCCCUGCCCGAGCUCUCGAGUCGGCCAAGCUCGCCGCGCUGCACGCCCGCCUGGCGCUGCCCAAAUCGAUCCCGCUGCAGACAAUAGCCCGUGCGCUGGUGACGCCCUCAGCGGACGGCAACCAAAGCUUCAACAACGGCAGCCUCGCGGAGUUGGGCCGGUCCAUCGUCAACUACCACGUCCUCGAGUACCUCGUCUGCAAGUGGCCGCGGCUGCCCAUCGCCAUCCUCUACGAGGCGCUGCGGGCCUUUGCCGGCCGCGAGUCCCUCGAGCAGGUCGCGCGCCGCUGGGGCGUAGACGCUGCCGCCGCCCCCGGCGAGGAGGUCGACCCGGGCCUGCUGCAAUGGCAGCCCGACCCCAUUGUCGCGCCCAACUCCCGCUGGGCCUACGUCCGAGCCGAGGCGGAGCGCGGGAACAACUACCGCCGCGGCAUGAGCAGCCGCGUCGUGCUCGACGAUGCCUUUGGCGACACCUACCAGGCGCCCGGCGAGGGCGAGCCCGGCCGGGCCAAGAUGCAGGCCGCCGCGUACGCCUCGUUCGUAGAGGCCGUCGUCGGUGCCAUCUACACCCACGCCGGCGCCGAUACCGCCAAGACGUUUGUCAAGUCCCACAUCCUAUCGCGCGAUAUCGACCUCAGCCGGAUGUUCCAGUUCCAGCUUCCCACGCGCGAGCUGGCCAUGCUGUGCGCUCGUGAGGGCUUCGAGCCGCCCCGCGCGCGCCUGGAAAGUGAGACGGGUCGUCGCUCGCGGACGCCCGUCUUCAUCGUCGGCAUCUACAGCGGCCAGGAGAAGCUCGGCGAGGGCGCCGGGGCCAGCCUUGACGUGGCCCGUCGCGUGGCGUCGAUGAAUGCUCUCAAGGCUUGGUACAUGUACAGCCCGGGCAACAAGGUCCGUGUGCCGAGUGACAUGACCCUGCCCGACGCCAAGCCCUGGAAAGCACCACACAUUGAUAUCGGCGAGAUCAUCUAA
Messenger RNA from Cordyceps fumosorosea ARSEF 2679, 1170 nucleotides. Its product is annotated as 60S ribosomal protein L3. Gene Ontology annotation, cellular component: nucleus. The transcript has a single exon. Gene Ontology annotation, molecular function: double-stranded RNA binding; ribonuclease III activity. Bases 1 to 1170 code for a protein of 389 amino acids. NCBI's taxonomy places the organism in Eukaryota, Fungi, Ascomycota, Sordariomycetes, Hypocreales, Cordycipitaceae. The record is from RefSeq and is a predicted model, not a curated record. Gene Ontology annotation, biological process: primary miRNA processing; rRNA processing; regulation of gene expression.